AUGUCUGCUGUCAAAUACCUUGAGGCGGUGCCGCAUGCCCGACUUGUCGAAUGUGAUAUCAACGAGGCGUAUAUAACUGGCUCGGAGUUGGCAGUGAGCGAUAGAAUUCGCGAGUCAAAGUUUCUGCUUGACGCAUGGUUUGCCAUCAAGCCGCAUGAGCGAGAACUGGUUGACAGUGGCGCCCGGAUCUACAUGCUGCUGCUGCGAGCAUGUGAGGAGUGCCGCUUCUGGGUGCCGCUGGGGAUCACAACGGAGCAGGUCGAGGCUGCAUUAAAGCUCAAGCAGCUCUUGGAGAAGGGCUGUAAUGAGGACGCCGGCAAUCUGACCAGCGAGCUCGUGUCCCUUUUCAAGGAUCUCAACAUCGCAAUGUUGGUGUACUCGCUACCAGCAGGAUUCUCUUGGAAUAGCCACUUUAUCAUUCGUGCACUGGGCUUGCUUGCAUGGAGUGGCAACCACCCCUUUGACCCAAUGGCUAUCUCCAAGUGUGUUAGCAGAGUCGCUGUCUGGUCUCGUAUUGCAUUCUACCUAGCCCACCAGCCGAUGAUGGACAUGGAGCAUCACCAAAGUGCACUUCUAGCGAUUCAGCUUUCGCAUACCAACUUGCUUUCCGAGAACCAGACGCCAUACGGGGCGAUGUCAAAGGCUGAGUGUGUUUUAAAGUGGGCAGCGAUCUGUGAUCCAUCAAGCGGGAUCAUUCAGUGGACUCCAAACAGCAGCUUUACCCAAAUGACGUAUAUUCGGCAGCAUGUACGCAUGGAUGAGAUCUCGCGCACAUACACCUGCAUCAUCGCCCAUCUUGAGGAGGUGCUAGCAGACAUUCUGGGUGAUUGCGGUACAGACUUGACCUCUAUCUCGGUUGCUAACAGCAUUGCCGAUGACACCAGCGACUAUACCAACAGCCGGAUCGUUUUUGAGACACCCAGACAACGGAUUCGUUGAGCAUGCCCAUCAGCUUUUUGG
Molecule: messenger RNA, 960 nt
Organism: Linderina pennispora
Lineage: Eukaryota; Fungi; Kickxellomycota; Kickxellomycetes; Kickxellales; Kickxellaceae
Exons: 2
Coding region: 1-939 (312 amino acids)
Source: RefSeq, a predicted model, not a curated record